UCAAUAGCAGUGGUUGACCUAAACUGAAGAGUAAACAAUUUUGUAAUGUCAGGGGGAACUGUCUUGAAUGCGUUUGGUUCUCAGAAUAAAUUUCAGGCUAAACCACCUGAAAAAGGAAGCUUUCCUAUCGAUCAUGAAGGGGAAUGCAAGGUAUUUAUGAGGAGCUUUAUGAAGUGUUUACAGGCAAAUAACAAUGACAAUUCAAAAUGUCGCUCACAGUCUAAGGACUACCUCUCCUGUAGAAUGGACAAGAAUCUUAUGGAGCGUGAAACUUGGAAGAAGCUUGGUUAUGCUGAUCUGGUGAAGGAUGGAACAUAGAACAUUUACCAUUGAUGCUAUUUUGAAGAGAUAAAACAUUUAAAAUGUUAGCGAAGAUGUGAAGAUAUUGUGAAGAAAGGAACUUUUAUCAUAAAAAUUUGUGAUGAUAUUUCAAUGAGAUAAAAUUUUUACCAUAAGAAAACAUGUCAUUAUGUGAGGUAAAACAUUUACCAUUUUUGAUGGAAUAGACUUAUCAAGCAGCAGUGUAUAGAAACCUGAGCACUUUCCACCUUUACAGAUUCUUUGAAAUAUAACACUAUCAAUACAGUCAUGUUUUUGAAUUAUUCAGUUUCUUCUCAUAAACCAUCAAUGGAAGGUCUUCUCCCGGCUCUGUUUAAGUAGAAUGCUUGGCCCUUUUAGGGGCCACUAGAGUUAAAAAUAGGAAAACCUCUCAUGAAAUGCUUGAUGGAUCUUCAACAAAGUUGAUCUGUAACAUCAUUGUGAGGUCCUCUCCCAAAGUUGUUGAAAUGGUUCUGCCUAGUCUUUUUUAGGGGACACCAGAAUUAAAAAUAGAAGAAAAAAAAACAGAUUACUUUUUAUCUUGAAUAUUGUUCAAGUGGUAAUGCAUUUUUGGGCCGUCACAGCAAAAUAUAGAAAUAACCUUUCAAUUACUUCUAUUUUAAUAUUUUCACCAAACUUGGUCAAAAGCAAGGUCAGAUGGUUAAGGUUCUCUUCAGAUAAGCGUUUGGGUCUAUUGUAAUGACUUUAUGAAUUGCUUGAUGGAUCUUCAUCAGACUUUGUUUGUAGCAUCAUUAUAAGGUUCUCUCCUAAUUUUGCAACAAUGGGGACACUUUGCGCCUUUUAGAUGCUACUUUAGCUAAAAGUAGAAAUAACUUUUAACAUCUUCUUCACUGGAACUGUUAGAUUUAUCUUCGUAUCUAGCUUAAUUGUGAGGUUAGCUCCUAAGUUUGUUCAAAUGGGAGCACUUGGUCCCUGUUAUGGGCUGCUAGAGCUAAAAAUAGAGAUACCUAUAAAUAACUUCUUCUCAUGAAUGGCUUGAUGGAUCUUCACCAAACUUGGUCUGUAGUAUAAUUGUAUGAUCCUUUUCCAGACUUCUUCAAAUGGGGGCACUCCCCUUUUAGAGACCACUUUAGCUAAAAAUAGAAAUAAAAUAGAAAAAAAGUGGAAACUUCACAGGUCGCUCAACACAACAAAAACACUCAUGACCAAAUGGAUGCAGAUAACCAUUUUAAAGAUACUUUCUAAACUGCUCUCAGUCUACUCAAAUGGUCUGUAUCAUUUCUAGCCAAAAUUUUUAAAGACUUUAGGAGCAUAUUGUGUUUGAACUGUUUUUCAACUGUCACAUAAUUUAUGUAAUCAACCUCUACUACUUCCAGAAUUUUUAACACCUGGAGUAUAAAAUGAUCCUCUUUUAAAGUUGAACUCUCUGUAGCCUGUUUAAGCUCCACAUCUCAGGUGAGUGAUCUAAUGCCAUCAUGGUCCUCUUGUUUACUUCAGUAAUAAAAUCGAUGAAAGAUCAUGAGGAAGCAUAGAACGCAAUGUAAUAGCAGACUCGGUUUAUGAGAUGUAAUAUAAUGUGCAACACCCCUCGUGCCCCCUGGUACCUGUUUGAGUGGAACUUAACUGGGAAAUGUUUUGAUGAAUAAUAUUUCACUUACAAUGUACUGUAUUAAUAAUAUUUUAUAUUGCUCCUUGCACUGUUUCAUCCCUUGAAUAAGUCUUCAGUACAUUGUAUGCCUUGUAUAAAUAAGUUGUAUUAAUUUUUAAAUCAGUCUACUUUCAAUGAUUUAAUUGAAGACAUGAUGUAUUAAAGUAAAUUAUGUAUGAAAUGUGAUAUUAAGUUUGUUUUCUGUGAUUUGUAUCUGUGUUUAUAACUAAUCACCUAAAAACACAUUUGUGGUACUUUAUUAUUGUUUGUGUUUUGUCAUCUGUCCUAAAUACCAUUGAAUAUUUGUAAAAAAAAUAUAAAAACUUUUAAAAAGAAAA
Molecule: messenger RNA, 2265 nt
Organism: Mercenaria mercenaria
Lineage: Eukaryota; Metazoa; Mollusca; Bivalvia; Venerida; Veneridae
Product: cytochrome c oxidase assembly protein COX19-like
Exons: 3
Coding region: 46-318 (90 amino acids)
Biological process (GO): mitochondrial respiratory chain complex IV assembly
Cellular component (GO): mitochondrial intermembrane space
Source: RefSeq, a predicted model, not a curated record